This is a messenger RNA of Salvelinus fontinalis (brook trout), 1391 nucleotides long. Its product is annotated as gephyrin-like. The transcript has 4 exons. Bases 191 to 613 code for a protein of 140 amino acids. NCBI's taxonomy places the organism in Eukaryota, Metazoa, Chordata, Actinopteri, Salmoniformes, Salmonidae. Gene Ontology annotation, biological process: Mo-molybdopterin cofactor biosynthetic process. The record is from RefSeq and is a predicted model, not a curated record.
ACGGCCAGCUAUCUAGGUGUCUUAAUCGCUCGGCUCUCCACUUCUCUCGCCUAGUUCUGCUCUUCUUCCUCAUUCCCUCCCUCCCUCUGUCUCCUCAUCCUCCUCCUCCUCAUACCCUCCCCCUAAGUUCGAUGUGAUCGGCUCUUGGCCCUGCCGUGAGUUCUCAGUGCGGGCGACAGCGCUGCUGAACAUGGCGUCAGACGGGAUGAUUUUAACAAACCACGACCACCAAAUCCGUGUCGGAGUCUUGACAGUGAGUGACAGCUGUUUUAGGAACCUGGCAGAGGACCGCAGUGGAAUCAACCUCAAAGAUCUGGUGCACGACCCCUCCCUGCUGGGAGGCUUUAUUUCAGCCUAUAAGAUCGUGCCAGAUGAAAUUGAUGAGAUUAAGGAGACUCUGGUGGACUGGUGUGAUGAGAAAGAACUCAAUCUCAUCUUGACAACCGGGGGAACCGGCUUCGCUCCCCGUGAUGUCACACCUGAGGUAAGUGUGCGUGUCUGUCUGUCACCUAGCAAUUGUACCUUGCUGUGUUACCCAGUCACAGGUUUUCUUUCUUCUUUGUCUACUGCCUCUUAUCUGCACCGGCUCCCCUUGUCUCGACGGAAACUGUAACAUGCAGAUCCAAAAUGACAAUGGGUGGUGUGUGUCACUGAGAGGGGAAAGGAGUGGAGUGUGAGGGAAGGGGAUGGAGGAGCCUCCAUAGCUGAUUAGUACAGCCACACACAGGGCUGUCUGUCCACUACUGUUACUAAUGGCUCUCAGAAGUACCACUGGAGUCCCUUCAUUUAUCACCACUGAGACACUUGUGGGUUGGUUGAAGACACAUACUCAGUAAUAUGGUAUAUGAUAGCACUGUGUGUGUCUGGACGUGUUUGGCUCUUCUUGUGGGGACCAGAAGUCCCCACAACAAUAGUAAACCAACUAUUAGUCGCCAUGAGGUCAAAUGCUAUUUCUAGGGGGUUUGGGGUUAAAGUUAGAAUUAGUGUUAGAAUGAUGUUCGUUUUAGGGUUGGGGUUAGUAGCUAGGGUUAGUUUUAGGGUUAGUGUUAGGGUUAGGAGCCAAGGUUAAGGUUAGGUUUUGGGGUUUAGGGUUAAGGUUAGGGUUAGGGUCAGAGUAUGGGUUAAGGUUAGGUUUAGGGUUAAGGGUUAGGUUUAGGGUUAAGGUUAGGGUUAGGGUAAGAGUGUGGGUUAGGGUUAGGUUUAGGGUUUAGGGUUUAGGGUUAGAGGUUAGGGUUAGGGUUAGGUUUAGGUUUAGGGUUAAGGUUAGGUUUAGGGUUAGGGUUAGGGUUAAGGUUAGGUUUAGGGGUAGGGUUAGGGUUUAGGGUUAAGGUUAGGUUUAGGGUUUAAGGUUAGGGUUAGGUUUAGGGUUGAGGUUAGGGUUAGGGUUAGGG